AGUAUUGUUCGAGACACCGUCAGCAGUGAUACAGAUAAUAUUACAGCUCACUGUAAGUUCUCGUCGAUAUAAUAUUAUUAUAUUUUAACAUUUCAUCUGUUCGACGUCGACCACACUACACACAACAAACAAAAUGGUUGCCUGCAAAGUGAUUUUGGCCGUCGCCGUCGUGUUCGUAGCUGCCGUUCAAGGUAGACCCGGUGGCGAACCCGAAUGGGCUGCACCGAUCUUUGCAGAAUUAAAGUCCGUGUCCGAUAACAUAACCAAUUUGGUCGGCCUCGACAACGCCGGUGAAUACGCCACCGCUGCCAAGAACAAUCUGAACGCUUUCGCCGAAAGUCUCAAAACCGAAGCUGCAGUGUUCAGUAAAUCGUUUGAAGGAAAAGCCAGCGCGUCCGAUGUUUUCAAGGAAUCCACCAAGAACUUCCAAGCAGUCGUCGACACGUACAUCAAGAACUUGCCCAAGGACCUCACUUUAAAGGACUUCACCGAGAAGAGCGAACAGGCACUCAAGUACAUGGUAGAACAUGGCACUGAAAUCACCAAGAAAGCCCAAGGAAACACCGAGACUGAGAAGGAAAUCAAAGAAUUCUUUAAGAAACAAAUCGAAAACCUCAUUGGACAAGGCAAAGCCAUUCAAGCUAAAAUCGCCGAAGCCAAGAAAGCCUAAGAUGAACAAGUCUGAGGGACUGACACACGUUGUACCAACUAUGUCAACCGAAACGUGAUGUCAAUGAUGAAACUGACAGUUAAUUUAUUGCUCUUUAAUUUUAUAAUAUUGUAAUUUAUUUCACCUUUACAAAAUCAAAUAUUAAAUUUUACAGAUUUUAUACUUUAUUGGACCUUUGUUAUUAUUUUCUCGACUGAAAUAUCGCCUAUAAAUAAACGAUGAAUCUGUUUCUGUGUAAAAGUAAUAACGAUAAUGGUAUCCCCCAACCUAUGUUAUAACUUUGGGGGAAAAAUAAAAAAUUUUUA
Molecule: messenger RNA, 975 nt
Organism: Acyrthosiphon pisum (pea aphid)
Lineage: Eukaryota; Metazoa; Arthropoda; Insecta; Hemiptera; Aphididae
Source: RefSeq, marked validated